AUGUCUACAUCUGGCCACUUGAAGCUUACACAUCAAUCUGAUCCAGAUCACACGGCUGAUCAGGCCUUGCCCCAUGCAGAAUACAGCAGAGAAGAAGAUGGUGCUUCUGGAUCAGAUUCACACACUGCAGAUGUUGAGACCAUGUCUCCAUCUGGCCAUCUUGAUCUUCAGUUGGAUCCAGAUGACACAACUGAUCAGGCCUUGCCCUACAGCAGAGAAGAAGAUGGUGCUUCUGGAUCAGAUUCACACACUGCAGAUGUUGAGACCAUGUCUCCAUCUGGCCAUCUUGAUCUUCAAUUGGAUCCAGAUGACACAAUGAUACUACCUUUUGCUGUCAACGGGAGAGAAAAUGAAAGUGAAGUCAGACCAGGUUCAAGCUGCACAAAUCACGAGCCCAUGUCUUCAUCUGAUCACCUUCUGCUUACAUCUGAGCUGCAGUCAAGUGAGAUGGCCCAGCAGUUUGAUUGUGAUUCAUCAUCUGAAAGCAGUGUUUCUGGAGUUGAUUCAGAAAUUCCAGAUCUCCCAGAAGAUGAUCCAUUCAGAGGUUUUGACACAGACAUGGAUUUGGUACUAAUGUCAGCAGGUACAACGACAGAGGCUGAGGCACUGCUCAUGGUGAUGAGUCAUGCAGCAAGGCAUAAUAUAACAGGAACACAACUUGAUGAUUUGUUAAAGCUCAUAAAUACUCUGUUUGGCAAAGAGGUAAUACCCAGAUCAAAAUAUCUGUUCAAUAAGGUCUUUAAAAACAACUCAGACAUAGUGGAGUUCCACUUCCACUGCAAAACCUACUCAAAGGCAAGACCAGCCAUGCAAAACACCACACAGUUCAAUGGAUACUUCGGUUGUGGCUUCUGUUUACAUCCUGGUACUCUAGCAGAGAAACAGGUGAAAUACACUGACUGCCACAGAAUAUCCUGA
Micropterus dolomieu (smallmouth bass) is the source of this 918-nucleotide messenger RNA. RefSeq lists its product as uncharacterized. The coding region runs from base 1 to 918 and encodes 305 amino acids. NCBI's taxonomy places the organism in Eukaryota, Metazoa, Chordata, Actinopteri, Centrarchiformes, Centrarchidae. The record is from RefSeq and is a predicted model, not a curated record. The transcript has 8 exons.